CCCAGGGGCGGGGCGACGCCGAACUGAGGCGGGCUGGCUCAGUAAAGCAGAGGCAGCGGGGGAAGAUGGCGGCGGCCGUUCCACAGCGGGCGUGGACCGUGGAGCAGCUGCGCAGCGAGCAGCUGCCCAAGAAAGACAUUAUCAAGUUUCUGCAGGACCACGGUUCAGAUUCGGUACCAGAGUUUCUUGCAGAACAUAAAUUAUUAGGAAACAUUAAAAAUGUAGCCAAGACAGCGAACAAGGACCACUUGGUUACAGCCUACAACCAUCUUUUUGAAAGUAAGCGUUUCAAGGGUACCGAAAGUAUAAGUAAAGUGUCCGAGCAAGUGAAAAAUGUGAAACUUAAUGAAGAAAAACCCAAAGAAACGAAGUCUGAAGAAACUGUGGAUGAGGGUCCACCAAAAUAUACAAAGUCUGUUCUAAAAAAGGGAGAUAAAACAAACUUUCCCAAAAAGGGAGAUGUUGUUCAUUGCUGGUACACAGGAACACUACAGGAUGGGACUGUGUUUGAUACUAAUGUUCAAACAAGUUCAAAGAAGAAGAAAAAUGCCAAGCCUUUAAGUUUUAAGGUUGGAGUGGGCAAAGUUAUCAGAGGAUGGGAUGAAGCACUCUUGACUAUGAGUAAAGGAGAAAAGGCUCGACUGGAGAUUGAACCAGAAUGGGCUUAUGGAAAGAAAGGUCAACCUGAUGCCAAGUAUCCUUUUUUCCUUUCAUAAUUAAUGAAAAAACUCUUAAGAAAAAUCAUCCGAAGAAUUCCACCAAAUGCAAAACUCAUUUUUGAAGUGGAAUUAGUGGAUAUUGAUUGAAAUAGCAGUGCUUCAGAUCUAAAGACAUCAGCAACAAUGAUAAAAUUUGGCCUUGAAGAAACUUAUAUAACCAAUUAGAGCUUGUUAACUAUUCUAAGGGAAGAGUCAACUGGAAAUUUCAAGUAAUUAAGUUAAAACUUGUUUACUUGAUCCCAACAUCUGAGAAAUGUAAUCCCUUAUAAAUCCUUGAAGUCUAAAAUACUUUACUACAGCUGUGUAAAAUACUGGUUAAGAACUGUUUUUCCUUUUACCUCAUAUUGUAAACUAAAAGGCUCAAUAAAAAUUUACCCA
Molecule: messenger RNA, 1097 nt
Organism: Cynocephalus volans (Philippine flying lemur)
Lineage: Eukaryota; Metazoa; Chordata; Mammalia; Dermoptera; Cynocephalidae
Gene: FKBP3
Product: FKBP prolyl isomerase 3
Exons: 7
Coding region: 66-716 (216 amino acids)
Molecular function (GO): peptidyl-prolyl cis-trans isomerase activity
Source: RefSeq, a predicted model, not a curated record